UCGAGACUUGCAGUCAGUAGGAGCCAAGUCCGGUGUCUACUCCAUUCAACUGCCAGAAACCAGAGAGAAACUGAGAGUGUGGUGUGACAUGGACUCUGGUGAUGGCGGCUGGCUGGUGUUCCAGAGACGGCGUGACGGUUCUGUUGACUUCUACAGGAACUGGACACAAUAUGAACAGGGCUUUGGUGACAUCAGCGGGGAGUUCUGGCUGGGGUUAUCCAACCUGCACUUGCUACUCAAGAGACCACAGCGACUCCGUGUUGACCUGGGAGAGAAGAAUGGAAAACCUAUCUAUGCUGAGUACUCGUCCUUCAGAGUGGAUGGUCCUGACACAAACUACAGACUGUUCACAUCUGGCUACUCGGGUGAUGCAGGUGACAGCCUGACUUAUCAUGAAGGAGACAUGUUUUCAACCUUUGACCGCGACAAUGACAAAUCCGACACUCUCAACUGCGCUGUGUAUUUUAAAGCUGCCUGGUGGUUCCGAGGCUGUUACAACGCCAACCUCAACGGUCAGUACCACGUGGAUACCUACGGCGUCAGUUGGUAUCUGAAAUACCAAGAUUGGAGAAGCUUCUCAUUCUCUGAGAUGAAACUGAGACCAGCCUAGCAUCGCCUUGUCUCCUGUGGUCUCACUGUUCUCACUGUCAGUCGGUCGUACACGACAGGUUUCACUGACGAGGUCACUCAGUGCAUACUGCUCUCGUCGUGUUAGCAACCAACUUUGUUUACUCUGAUGGUGGUCCUGAUUGUGGUCUGAUAUUACACUAAAACUGUUGUAUUGUUUCUCUAAGAUUUAGUUUUACUUGUAUCAAUCAAUAAGUUUAUAAUGUAAAGAAAUUCAAUUAUAAAUAUUUGAGUAUAUUCACAGCACACUGUUCUCAGCCAUAAAUUGAAGUAUUAUGAAAAAUUGAUCGGUAUUUGCAAAACGCAAUUACAAUUUUAUGUUUCAAUGUUGGCAUUUGUUUACACGCUUGACUUUAUGCAAUUACUUCCCUUUAUAUUCUCUAUUCCCUCUCUUUAUAUGUAAAUGUGUCUUUAAUUAUGAUAACGGCAAUUGAUAAUAUCACAUUUAUCUCACACCAUUGUGAACCAAAAAUUAUUUUAAUAUUUUGUUUCUCGAACUAUUGCGUACAAACAGUCAAGACACUAACCUGAUCAUACGACUCUCUCUGUCUCUCUCUCUCUCUGCCUCUACCUGUCUAGUAUUGUAUUUACCUGUAUCUCUGUCUCUCGCUGUCUGUCCCUCUCUGUCUCUGUUUCUCUGUAGUAAACGCAUUUUGUAACUACGGUCGUGCAUGUCCGAAAGUCAAAUAAUGAAGUUUACAGAGAAUAAUUAUCAAACAAGCAUUGAACUAAUUUGCUGUAUACAUGUAUUCCUUCUAUUGCUUAUUUUCUUUCAAUUAUAUUUUUUCUAACAAGCUAAUUGUGCGGAUUUACCUGUUGGUGUUGUAAUGUGGGGAGAGUGUAGUUAUUCAGUGCACACCUGGCUCCAUGACAGUCUUGUUGUUUAUUUACACUGUUGACUAGACUAGUACAUUGAUGUGUACUUUCUAUUCGCUCCCUUGUAACGUACACAGUCACUGAUGAUAACGGUGAUGACAAUAUCACAACUGUGACACACAUGCAGGAAACAUAAACUAUUUCUCUUUCAAAGUGAAGUGUACAAACACAGACACGUUGACUAAAGGCGAUAGGUGCUUGACAACACCUGCGCUCUG
This is a messenger RNA of Pomacea canaliculata, 1721 nucleotides long. Its product is annotated as ficolin-2-like. The record is from RefSeq and is a predicted model, not a curated record. Bases 89 to 610 code for a protein of 173 amino acids. Lineage: Eukaryota; Metazoa; Mollusca; Gastropoda; Architaenioglossa; Ampullariidae. The transcript is spliced from 4 exons.